This is a messenger RNA of Chrysochloris asiatica (Cape golden mole), 561 nucleotides long. It is a transcript of the gene KCNE5, whose product is annotated as KCNE1-like. NCBI's taxonomy places the organism in Eukaryota, Metazoa, Chordata, Mammalia, Afrosoricida, Chrysochloridae. The transcript has a single exon. The coding region runs from base 130 to 561 and encodes 143 amino acids. The record is from RefSeq and is a predicted model, not a curated record. Gene Ontology annotation, molecular function: potassium channel regulator activity; delayed rectifier potassium channel activity; voltage-gated potassium channel activity involved in ventricular cardiac muscle cell action potential repolarization. Gene Ontology annotation, cellular component: membrane. Gene Ontology annotation, biological process: potassium ion export across plasma membrane; regulation of heart rate by cardiac conduction; negative regulation of delayed rectifier potassium channel activity.
CAGCCCGUUCCAGAGCACGGUGCCACCGCCGUGGCCUUGCCCCGCACCGGCUCCCCUCUUACUCGCUUCCCUCACCCAGGGGGAAAGGUCAACAGCGUCCUGGAGCCUCCGUGUCACUCCCCGACAGCCAUGAACUGCAGCGAGAGCCAGUGGCUGCGCACCCUUCUGAGCCGCCUGCUGCUCGAGCUGCACCACGGGGGCAAUGCCAGCAGCUUGGGUGCAGGCCCGGGCCCCAGCAUGGGCAUGGGGGUCGUGCCUGACCCCUUCGUGGGUCGCGAGGUGACCAGCGCCAAGGGCGACGACGCCUAUCUCUACAUCCUACUCAUCAUGAUCUUUUACGCCUGCCUGGCCGGGGGCCUCAUCCUGGCCUACACCCGCUCCCGCAAACUCGUCGAGGCUAAGGACGAGCCGGCGCAGGCCUGCUCCGAGCACCAGUGGAUCCCGGGAGGUGUCUCGGCUGUCGCGGAUGCUGAGACCGCCGUUGGCUCCCCGGCCGACGGCCGCCGCCAGUUCGCUCCCGGGGGGCUGCCCGCCCUCCCCCAGGGCACCGAGGGGGUCUAG